This is a messenger RNA of Coturnix japonica (Japanese quail), 5149 nucleotides long. The record is from RefSeq and is a predicted model, not a curated record. NCBI's taxonomy places the organism in Eukaryota, Metazoa, Chordata, Aves, Galliformes, Phasianidae.
AAAACACCACAUACUCAAGGUGUGGGGCUUGAAGUCUUGCAGUACCAGAAACCUCAGUGAGGUUUCUCCGCGGGGAAACGGACCAGAAACAGGCACAAUACCCGACAUGCAGGAUCCAAGGGGGCGGGGAGGCCGGGCCGUAGCAACCGGGCCGUCUCCAGGUCAACAACAGGGAGGAGACAGCGGCCGCCAUGGCACUGCCAGAAGCAGGUUCUUAAGAAGAAAGCAAAGAGGAGCUAUCAGUCGACAGAUCCAUCAUGACUGGCAACUUGUUUAAGACACUUGCCUGGAGUGACUAUGCCUUUGAUUCAAAGUACAGACAAGACCAUGAGAAUUUAAGUUUCCAUGAGGACCACAAAAAGAAAUCAGGAGAGAAGAAAAGGAGUCUGACAGACAGUCAGUGGGACAUGGAUGUACAGCCCCUCAUUUCGUCUUCUGAUUGGCUUCAGCUUCACGGGCUCAAGAGAAACAAAUUGACUUUGUCUCAGAUUUUGUCACAAAUCGGAUUCCAGCACAGGAAAGAUUAUGUGACCACUUUGGGGAAACCUGUGGCUUCUCGGUAUGCAGAUGGUCUAUUUCCUCAAUACACAAGAGCACACGAUGGCAGCGUGUAUAAUCUGACAGCCAAAAAAGAGCCGAUUCUUCAUUUUGUGGAACGUCUAAUGGGAGCUAUUGAGCUGUAUCAGCAACGAAUGGAAUGGUUAACCAGUGAAAGCCGGCUGAUAUUUGGAGUGAUUCAAGAACGGCACAUUGUCAUUGUUUCGGAUUUUGGCACUGCAGCUCCAGCCGAGUUUGAUCUAUGCCGUGAUGCACUUACUAUGGUUCUUGUGGAACAAGUGGCACAAAUUGCCAAAUUUAACCUCAUUCGGGCUGCUGAGGAUCUUAUGAAGUGGCAAGAGAAAUCUGCUCCUGUGUCUGAAUAUACCAUAAAAUCUGCUGUUAAGUGGCUCUGGAAGCUGGACCACACAACAGCUGCCAGCAGUACCACCUCUGCUGGAGCCCUGGUGGAAGCCAUGAGUGAUGGGAUGAUUGAAGCUGUUUAUUACUUUGUGGUGGGUGACAUUCCAGCGGACACAAAGCAGCUACUCCUUGAGAAGAUUUCUGGUUGCCCCUGUCCAGUCAACACUGUAUCUUUUAAUGCCAGGGAAGACGAAACUGUUGUUUUUCUGAAGGAGCUGAGCCACUUGGCCUCUGGCAGAUUCCAUGCUUUUGUUGAGAAGAAUUACUAUAGAGAUGCUACUGGACCUGCACUAAAAUGUGAAGAAGAUGGGAAAGGUCUAAUUGCCCAGAAUUCCAGAAAAUGGAAAGGGAGAAUGCCACUAGUAGCUGGUGUUCGUGAAGAUGUAUUUUUGAUCUGGAAAGAGUUGGAGGAAGCUAGGAGUACGCUGAGACAAGUUCAAAGAAUUUUAUCUGAAUCUCAUCAACCAGAUUCUGCAGGAACCGAAGCUGAUCACCCAUUAGAAGAGAAUAAAUGUAACAAGUAUUUGACUUCUGAGAAGUGGCUGCAGAAGUACGGCUUGAAAGCUCAGAAGCUCACAGUGUACGAUGCACUCGCUGAUUGUACAUUUCGCCAUGCAGAUGGAAUUGUUGACAUCAAAACUAAACCAGAGGAUGAAUCUUCACAAACUGAUGCUGAGACAAAGAGAAAGAUAAUUCAUGCUAAAUACUGCGACAAGUUUGUACAUACCUUCUGGAAAGAUGGAUCUGUAGUUCAUGUGUAUGUUACUACAGAAAAGUAUAGGCAGUAUGAAGAGAAAAUGAGGGCUGCUCUCAGACAAGUGGAAGGAAGGAUUAAGUGGCUUCAACAAGGAAGCAGAGGUCUCUUUGGGAAUGUGUUUGAAGAUGAUGUCUAUAUUCUAAUUGAUACAUCCCGGUCUAUGAUGGACAAGCUGCCACUAGUGAAGGAGAAAAUAUUUCAGCUCAUACAGGAACAAUUGAGACACAAAAAGAGAUUUAAUUUUGUGAAAUUUAGUUCCCAAGCGGUGGCAUGGAGAGAGAAACUUGCUGAAGUUAAUGAGGAGAAUUUGCAAGAUGCUUGGCUUUGGAUCAAAGGGCUUGAGGUUGGAAGUUCCACAAAUACACUCAGAGCUCUCCAAAUUGCUCUUGCUGAUGCUGACACUCGGGCUAUUUAUCUCUUGACUGAUGGGAGACCUGAUCAGCCCCCUCAAACAAUUUUGGCUCAAGUCCAGCUUCAUCCUAAAGUUCCCAUUCAUACUGUAUCCUUCAACUGUGAUGAUACAGAAGCUAAUAAAUUUUUGCAUGAACUCUCUACUGAAACAGGGGGACGCUUUCAUUAUUACAACGUUUAUUCAACUGAUCUUGGUGUUGCAACGUCUAGUGAUAGUGAAGAUAUACGUCUGUUAAAACAAGAGAUUGAACAGGGAGAAAAAGACCUAGAGAAAGUGAAGACUUUUCAUGCUGAAUGUCUGAUGCUGGACUGUUAUAAAGAAGAAAAUAAUACAGAGAAUAGUGAUCAGAAGCCAACACAGACUUUGUCUUCAGAGACUGAACAUGUGGAAGAGCACAGCAGGCUGUGCUGUGCUUUACAAGAGCCAGCACUGGGUCCACAUCGGUGUACUGGAUACACUUGGCAAGUCAAUGGUGAGAAUCCUGUUCGAAGGAAGAAAGCAUUAUUUGCAGAGCAAACAAAGACGAGUAUGCUGCGAAUCCUGAGCCGUGGAGUGAAAUCAAGGGAAAAAAGCCCAGAGCAAAGAGAAUCCCCUGAAAAAAAGAGCUUUUCUGUCAGAAAGAGUAUGAAGUGCACAACUGUUUUGAAAGGCAGGUUUACACAACAGGAAGCUCUGGAUGUGAAAAUGCAGAAAACUAGGAAAAGGACAUCUAAAAGUUCUCUAGAUAUCUCUUCCGCUCUUUGGUUAAAGACUCAUGGCCUGAUUGCUAGGCGGCUCACCAUCAUGGAUGCCUUAGCUCCUACAGCUGUCCCACAUAGCACUAAAUACAUCCCAGUUCUGGACAAGCAUGUACUUUCAAAAGUAUUUGAUGAGAUACUGUCAUUGGCCCAUUUGAGCAGUGACAAGAAGCGGAUCACACUAAUUAAUCCUCAGGCAGUGAAUCUUGAUGCCUAUAAAGAGAAGUUGGAACAAGCAAUUAAAUCCUAUGAAAGGCGCCUAAAUCUACUUGUCUGGAGAGCCCUACCUCAGGAGGAAAGAGACAAAUUUAAGGAGGAUGGGCCGGUUCAAUACAUGCAGCAUAAGGAAGCUUUGUUGGAGGCUUUAGAGAAUUUGGGAUGGCCAAUUUCCUAUGAAGACGUCAUACUGUUAGAAGACGAGAUACUGGCGGCAUUAACAUACAUGCAGCAAGCCUCUGAUCUUCAGGAAGCUGUCAAAAAGGAAAGUGAGAAGAGCUCAGAAUCACACAUCAGCAAAAGCAAAAAGAGACCUGAAGAAGAAACUGUGAAGUCGAAGUCUAAAAAGCAACGAGAGGGCAGAGUAUUUGUGACCCUCAGAAACCAAAAAGUGAUUGCAAGAUCAGACAUCACAGGAUUUUAUUAUCCAGGAACUGUAAUAAAGAAUAUCAGUUCUACCUGCGCACUCGUUGACUUCAGCCAUGGGGAGAGCUGGGUUGUACCUCUGGAGUUCAUUGUACCUGUGGGACGUGCCAUGCCAUGUACAUAUCUACAGGUGGGAGACUAUGUAUUUGCCAGAACCAGGACACAGACGGGGAACAAUUAUUGUUAUGUGCCUGCCAUUGUCAUAGCAACGCCAGAAAUGGGGAGAAUGGGUGAUAAACUCUACACAGUUCUGAUGUUCAGCAACAGGAAAGAACACUGCGUAAGAAGUUGCCUUAUUAAAAUCAGCCAAACCAAAUAUGCCUUCUCCUGUCGGUAUAUAAGAAUGGUGCAGAGGGUGGAUUCUACAGUCCCAGACAAAGAGACUCCAGAGCCCUGUCUACACUCAUCUUUGGAAAAUGAAGGAGAAGUAGCAGAGAAAUGUACUGUGAAGGGAAAUAGGGGAAAACAGAAAAAGAAGAGGAGAGCAGAGGGCAAAAGACAUGCCAAGGGGACAAUGAUGGACUCUGAUCUUUUGCUUGUUUCCAGGAGGGAGGUAAAACACAGAGGAAAAAGUUCAGUGCCUAGCAGUGAAGAAGAAUUUGAAGGCUGUCUGUUCAUCUAAAGAGGAAACUGUAUUAAAGCGGGAAUCAGCUACACUGCCAUAAAGAUGGAAGCAUACAGAUAUGGAAGGGAAGAAUGUGCAGGUCCAUUGACAUUGGCACGUGCUGGUGAGGUGGGAAAGGAAAGGCAAUUUUUUCCAGUUUCUUAUAGCAAUACCAGAACGGUUUGUCUCAGCAUCUUGGGAAGGCACACAGGGAGACUGUGCACUAUCCAAAGAAAAUAAAUGGUUUGUGAAUAGUGUGUGAUGGGGCGCACUCUUUCAACAGCAUGCAUCUUGUGUUUUAUUUAAGGUAGCAGUACGGCAGCAGCAGCUUUCAGUAUUUUAGUUCAGCAGUGUUAUUGUACUGCAGGGUACAGAUAUAGUCAAGAAAUAUCCUGAACCUUCCACAGGUGAACUUCAGAUUUUUGUCUCUUAGGUUGCUCAAGAAGCAUCCAAAUAUGCCUUUUGUGUAUCUAAAUGCUGAUGUUUUGCUUGUCUAAGAUGAUUUUCAAAGGCACACUUCUGAUCAGAUGACCUUGGAGGUCUUUUCCAGUCUUGGUGAUUCUAUGAUUCCAUGAUUAUCAAGCUCUUUACUUCAGGAUUUUUCAGUGGUAAACAUAGUCAACAUUUCUAAAACUAAUCAUACUCAUACCUUGUGCCCUACAUGUACUCAAUCUGUGUUGUUGCUUUCUCACCUUGUAUACCACAGCUUUGCUCUUUAGCUACCUUCCAGCUUUAUUUUCCACUGUACGUGUGUUUCUUAUGAUCAUUUAAAACUUUGGAUACUCAUUCAUUCCUCAGCAGUGGCCAGGAGAUGGUUCCCAAGGAAGAGUUGGAACAAAGGUUGGCAUGUAAAUGCCCCAUUUCCACAGGCUUAGAAGAUGAUGAUACUUAAAGAGCAAACUGGGAUGAACUUGUGAGAAUGAAAGAAAAAAGUCAAGAACUAUUGCUCUGUGGCCCUAAUCAUGGAGUCAUUUGUUCGAUGAUAAAUUGCAGGGUGUGUGCACAUGUGUGGGGGGAUGCUGGGCUACAAUACCUGA